Molecule: messenger RNA, 1164 nt
Organism: Prorocentrum cordatum
Lineage: Eukaryota; Dinophyceae; Prorocentrales; Prorocentraceae
Source: the annotation of a GenBank genome assembly
GAGGAUUCAGAACGUGCCAGCAACGGCGACCCACGAGGCCAAGCCGGGCGACUGGAUCUGCCCGGUGUGCAAGGACCGAAGGACCUCCAGUUCGCUCGCAACAUGUCUUGCCGCACCUGCGGCGCCGGCUGCAAGGGCAAGGGCAAGUCGCAGGAUUCGAGCACGGUGCUCGAGAAUGGGCAGGUCGCGCGGCCCGGGGACUGGAUAUGCCCCUUCUGCAACGACCUCCAGUUCGCCCGGAACGCCGCGUGCAGGAACUGCGGUGGCGGCGGCAAGGGCGGCUGUGGCGGAAAGGGCGGCUACGGGAAGGGCGGCGCGGGCUUCGGCAAGGGGUUCGGCCGAGGCAACCAGGUGCACGGCGAGAACCUGGUCUACAUCGGUAACCUCUCCUACGAGGUGUCCUGGCAGGACACUGACCUGAAAGACCACAUGAAGCAAGCGGGCAGCGUCGAGUUCUGCAGCAUCCUCACCGACGACGGCACCGACUACGGCAGGUCCAAGGGCGCCGGCUGCGUGCGCUUCGCCACCGACGAGGAGGUGCAGCGGGCCAUCGACACGCUCGCCGAGACGGAGCUCAAGGGGCGCAGGAUCCCCGAUCCUUGUCGACCGGUGGGCCGGAGGCAAAGGCGCUGGCAAGUCAUCGCAGCCGUAGCGACGGAGCUUCUGGCGCGCGUCUGGGACGCCGCGUGACAGGCUGGCAGGGCCGGGCCCGUCUCUCGGCAGCCCUUCCCUGCAUCAAGGGGAGGGGGUGGGGGAGCGGAGGAGGAGGAUGGAAGGAUGCUGAAGGAGCGAGCUCUCAUUCCAGGAGCUGCCGUGUGCAGUCUUGGGCUGGGCGUGGCGGGCGUGCGGUGCCCGGGGGUGUGGCCGUCGCUGGCCGGGUUGUCCGCCACGGGUCCCCGGGGGCGCGGUCGCCGCCUCCGUCCGUCCCCACGAUUGUUUCAACAUGUACGAGUGAACGGCAGCUUCGCGUCCUCCUGAAGCGUGCGAGACCAAGGGAGGACUCGGAGCAACUGCCGAGAGGACGCUGCAGCACGGACUGCCCGAUGCCUUUUUAAACGUUUUGCGGCGAGGCUGCGGGCGCCAGACCUGUUGCGGUUUGAAGCUUGACGCCAACGCGUGUGCGAGGGUUGCAGCCAUCCUCUCGGUCCUGUGUAAACAUGCGCU